Gamsiella multidivaricata is the source of this 735-nucleotide messenger RNA. RefSeq lists its product as uncharacterized. Bases 1 to 735 code for a protein of 244 amino acids. The transcript has 2 exons. Lineage: Eukaryota; Fungi; Mortierellomycota; Mortierellomycetes; Mortierellales; Mortierellaceae. The record is from RefSeq and is a predicted model, not a curated record.
AUGGCCGUGCCUCCAGGAACGUCGUUAUUCUUAGGCCUGGUCUCUGGAUCCAGUGCCGUCCUCAUGGACACCGUGAACACCUCCUCAACGAUACUCCCAAAGCCUUCGCCUGAUCCUAAAACCACAAACAUCACACUGAUAACGACGUCAACAACGCCUGCUGCAGCUACUGCGACAGUUCUCGCCACCACCACCACCGCUACCACCACUAAAUUCCACACUACGUCUUCACCCUCCUCGCAAAUGACUUAUCCCACGAUGUAUAGUUCUCCACCCUCGCCCCAUACAGCCCAUUUACAGCGGGACAACCCUUUGGCUUUAACAACUCCUGUAUAUACACAAAAGCCAGCUGCUUCAACCAGUAAUGUGCCUGCACUCAGCAAUACUCCAAUUCCAAAUAAUCAUAAUAAUGACCCUCUUGUCACUCUCGACAUCGAAGAGGACAGCGAGAACUACAGUGGCUCUAAAGAACACUCAGAUUUUGGCCAGAAUCCAGUCUCUGCGCAUAUGUCACCCAAGGCUCCAGCAAUCUCUGACCUCAGCACUCCUUCUGGAGAGAAAUAUCAAGCAGCGCAAGAAAGAUUCACACUUUGCUUUAUUACCUUCAAUAUUUCCAGCGGUAGCAUCAGAUUCGCUAUCGUCAAGUGUAUCUUUAUCUUCACCGCAUUUCGGAGACAAGGCAAAUUUUCGUACCAGCUCGACGAAUACCUCGAAUCCACCCAGUUUCCAUGUUGA